Messenger RNA from Blastomyces dermatitidis ER-3, 3578 nucleotides. RefSeq lists its product as uncharacterized. The transcript has 5 exons. The record is from RefSeq and is a predicted model, not a curated record. Gene Ontology annotation, cellular component: peroxisomal membrane. The coding region runs from base 259 to 2724 and encodes 821 amino acids. Gene Ontology annotation, molecular function: protein-macromolecule adaptor activity. NCBI's taxonomy places the organism in Eukaryota, Fungi, Ascomycota, Eurotiomycetes, Onygenales, Ajellomycetaceae. Gene Ontology annotation, biological process: protein import into peroxisome membrane.
AGUGUGAGAGAGGUUGAACAUGGUUUGUUUGUUGUUGUUAUCUAACUAGUAGCUAGUGAAAGCUAAAUAUAUGUGUGUGGGUCACGUGGGUUAGGGCUUGUGUAGUAGCUCCAACACCCCCCCAUGCUACGCAGGCCAGUUAACCCACGCAGCCAAAAGUACCCAAAUCAUUCAAAUAUGCAAUAAAAAUUAAUUACAAAAUGUAGAGUCUAGUUUCCUCAUAAGGACUAGCUCCAUACAUGAAAAAACAUAAAAAACAUGCAAGAAAAAACGCUCAAAUCCGUCCUUCCUGUAUCUGUAUUACCCCCCCAGUCAUCCGAACACUGCAGGGUCUCACUUCUCAUAUUUUUGUCAUUUUAUUGUUAUUGUUAUCGUGGUUAUCAUAUAGGCACACUCGGUGGCCUGGUUAUCAUGGGUUAUCGUGGUUAUCAUAUAGGCACACUCGGUGGCCUGGUUAUCAUGGGUUAUCGUGGUUAUCAUAUAGGCACACUCGGUGGCCUGGUUAUCGUGGGUUAUCAUGGUUAUCAUAUAGGCACACUCGGUGGCCUGGUUAUCGUGGGUUAUCGUGGUUAUCAUAUAGGCACUCGGUGGCCUGGUUAUCAUGGGUUAUCGUGGUUAUCAUAUAGGCACUCGGUGGCCUGGUUAUCGUGGGGUAUCAUCUUUAUCCUGGGUUAUCAUAUGGGCAUUCAACAGCCCGGGUAUCAUGGUUAUCGGUAUCAUGGUUAUCGGUAUCAUGGUUAUCGGUAUCUCCAUCAUUUUGGCGUCGAUAUUGGCGGUUUCAUUGCAGUCUGUCAUAUCUUCGCGUUCUGGAGGAUUAUCUUGGGCUUGAUUAUUGCGUCGUCUUCGCGCGGUUAUUGGUGUUGGAAAGAAUCCAGCUAUCUGAUUCUCUGGAGUCUCUUCGCGGUUGAUCGAUCUCGUAUUGACAGGCAUUUGGUAUGGGGCGCGACGAGACGCUGGUUUCGCCGCCAUCGCAAUGGUAUAGCUAUUGGAGUUGGCGUUGUUGGAGCGGGAUAUCUGGCCGGCCAAUAUGUUCUAUCGAAGAUCUCGGAGAGCAGGGAGCGCAUGAGUAGUGAGCGGAUUGCCCGAGAGAAUCUGCGAAGGAGAUUUGAACAAAACCAGACGGACUGCACUUUUACAGUGCUUGCCUUGCUCCCGACGGCGGCGGAGAAUAUUCUUGAAGCUCUACCCGUGGAGGAGUUGACAAAGGAGUUGCAACAGAAGAAGGCUGAACGGCUUGCAAAACUAAAUGCUGGCGAGAUUACGGGCUCAGAUAUUAGUAGCUUAGGUGCCCAGAGUGCGACGGAGGACGAUGGGCGGAGCCUUUCGAGCUUACGGAGUGAGGGGUACGUGCAUACCAGCCAGGUUGCGGAUAGCUCUUCGGGACUGGAGACUCCUAAAUCGAAGAGCAGGACACAGUUGUGGAAUGAUCUGAAGAUAAAUUCUUUGACGAGAUCCUUUACUCUGAUAUACACACUUUCCCUCCUCACCCUCCUCACGCGCAUCCAACUCAACCUCCUCGGCAGACGAAAUUACCUCUCGAGCGUGGUAUCGCUUGCCUCUCCUCCGCAGAAUCAGUCAACAAUCAAUCUUGAGGACCACGACGAUGAAGGUAUUGGACAUGCAUUUGGCAAUGACUUUGAAACCAACCGUCGUUAUCUUACAUUCAGCUGGUGGUUGCUACAUCGCGGCUGGCGACAGCUGAUGGAAAAGGUCAAGGAAGCUGUAGAGGAGGUGUUUGGACCAGUAAAUCCACGAGUGGAUAUCACGCAAGAAAGGCUGUCCGAAUUGACGCUCGCUGUGCGGAAGAAGGUUGAAGGUGCCACGGAAGAAGAGCGGAGAUCGACGAAAUGGCUAUCAUACCUUCUCCCCUCGCGGGACCAGGAAGAUUACGUUCUCAAGGAAUCUGGCGUCCUCUCUGCCUCAGAAACCUCAUCUCUCCAAAAUCCUUCCAGCCUCCGCCAUCUCCUAGACGAGACCUCCGACCUCAUCGACUCCCCGCAAUUCACCCAAAUCCUUACCCUCCUCAACAACGAAGCCUUCUCCGCAUUAAUCGAUAACAAAUGUGCCAUCGAAGCCUUCAAAAGCACCACCCCUGCCCAUCAGACCCCAACUGCCCAAGAAGGCCAACAACAAGAACCACAAAACUUCUCCUCAUCCGUAACCCUCACCCAAACCACAUACGACUCCACAUCUACCCCCGUCUCCAAAGCCAAACUCGCAACCAUCCUAGCGGUAAUCGCCCGCCAAGCACACGUCAUCGGAAACGGUACCGAGCCCCCCAACGACUACAUCACAGCCAUGGAACAAGGCGUACGCGAACUCGAAGCCUUCGCCGCAGUCGUAUACAGCAGCAACUUCUUUGACGCGAAACUACCUAUCCCCGGCUCGAACCCGGAGGGUGGGGCGUGCCCUGAUGAACCGUCGUCGAUGGCUACGACUCACAUUACUAAUGCCACCAAUGACGAUGCGCCGUCGUGGCGUAAUUCGCCUGGUUUCGCUGCGACAGCUGAGGUGGGCGGGUUGGGUGAAGGCAAGGAGGAGGUGAUGGAGGUAGGGGCCGAGGAGAGUAUCGUUGACCUGGGAGCCCAGCCUUCAGGCGAUCAUGGUGCUACUACCCCGAGUUUUGAGAAGGUUUGGGGGAAAGCAGUUGAGGAGCAGCAGCAGCAGCAGCAACAGCAACAGCAGCAACAGCAGCAACAGCAGGAGGAGGAGUGUUCUUCGUGACAUGCUAUGUUAUAUUUAUCCAGUAUUAUUAUUAUUAUUAUUAUUAUCUAUUUCUACUUUAUAUUAUUGGGUACAAUUCUAUCAUUCUUUUUUCUACUACAUAUCUUGGAUUUUCUUUCUUUCUUUCUUUCUUUCUUUUUUUUUUCGCGCUUUUAGCUUGAUCAUUCACAACCCCCGGAUUAAUAGUAAAUCUAUUAGAUUUCGCCAUGUGCUUUUAUGCUUUUAUUGUGUGUGCUGCAUAUGCACUUGUUUCUCAUCCACUGCUCAUACCCUAUAGACAACCUUAAGGUAUGUGUGUGUGUGAUUUUGUUUUUUCUUGUACCUAGUGUGAACCGGGCUACGACUCUCCCUGCACUGAACGCACCCGAGCAAGGUCUAAAACCCCCUUCUAGGAGACUUGGCUUGCACAAGCUCAGAAUAAAUACUGUACAUAUUGGAACGACUAAUCCUCGGAGUGUUGUCCCUCUUCUUCUUAAGCGUACAGAGUGCAUUUUAACGUGAGAGGUUCACGUUCGGGAUACCUGACUUUGGUGGAAAUAUACCGUGUGUAUAGUGACUUUGUAUCGGCGUAUGGGGGUGGGGUGGUCUAGAGAGGGAAGUGAGAGUCGGAGGUGAGGAUCACGAUCCUUUUCUGGCCGGUUGGUUUGGUAUUUCUCAUACUUCUACUCCGUGUAUAUGCAUCACGAGAUUGUGUUAACAUUAUAAGUAAUGCGAUUCGCAUGUCAUUGCCAGGCAUUUCUUCAUGGACAAUUGCAAAGAAGCUGAGUAGUUAGCACAGGAGCAAUGGCAAAUUCAGAAUCAGCGCCAUUUAGAGAUGGGGCGGGAAUGAUCAGCAUCGAUAUAUCCGUAAAUCC